CCCUGCACGGCCGCGCCCCGCCUCCGCUCCUGUCUCAAUCUGGGAUUGUCCUCCUGUAGCCCCACCAUCCACCGUGGGGAACGGUGGAGAGACUACAACUCCCAGUAUGCACCGCGAUGCGCGCCUCACCCUGCAUCUCCCAGCCUGCAGCCAGCUGGCAUCCUAGACCCUCUGCCCUGCGACCAACAGCCGGGAGCGGACCAGACACCAGAACUCCCGGAACGGUUGAAGACGGUUCCGCUCCCUGUCCCGCCUUUCGCAGCCCAGCAGUUUCGCCCUGCGGAGAGGAGCCUUGCUGUUUCCAAAUCUCUCCUGCUGAGGAGACAUUGGAGCUAGGGCGACUAGUUUCACCUGGUAAUUGUGACACCCUGUCUCCUCGAGCUGCAGGCUUUUAUGCUUGUCAUGUUCGAAGUUUGAUACCUUGCAGAUCAACAAAGGGCCGGUGGCCUCUCACUGCCUCUGCGGCAGGGUUGUCAAGGCUGUCACAAAUCCUCUGCACCCCAGGAGCGCCGCUUGGACCCCCGGGCUCGCUGCGUGGUCCAUAUCUAGGUCGGGCCUCUCACGGAGACUUUCCCGCCAGUGUAAUAAAGAGGAGAAAACGUCACAGCGGAAGGGCCUGACCCUGCUGCAUCCACUAAGGAAACAGCUACGGGGAUGGGACCCUGGAAGCUGCUGUGGGAGCCUCAUCCACCACUUCUCUGACCCCACCCAGGCUGCUUCCCAGGCCUCAGGGUCUUAGUGUGGACCUCCCGGCCGUGAUUAAUGCAGUUUUUCAGGUUAAGUACUGCACGACUACUCGCUUCUGAAACUGAUAGACACUGCCUCAGCUCCGUGCAGGGCAGACGCACAAGAGCAGAAUCUCCGUGGGACAUCUAUCUGGAGCAUCAAUAUUACUGCAGUAUUUGGAAGAAACAAAUUUAAAUAAGUUCUAAGGUAAAGAAUGGAACAUUUAAGACAAGUCUGGAAAGUCAUCUGCCUUUAAUAACUGUCGUUUGUCCCUCAUGUCAGACUUUCUCCAAGACAAAAACUCUAAGAACUUAUUUCCAUUCUUACAAAUAGUAAAAAUGAUAAAUCAUAUCAAGUUCAUUGAAAGUCCUGCCUGCUACUUUCCUAAAUCGCAAUAUGGCCUUGGUAUGGUUUUAUUUGUACUUUUGUGGGGGGUUCGUGGAUCUUUAGAUUAAAAAAAAAAAAAAAGGUCUUUGAACAAUUUUUGCAAGUUUGCAGCUGUUAGUUAUUGAUUUAUUUUUGCAACCCAUCUAAUUCUUCUGUCUCUCUCCUCUCCUCAGACUCAAUAAUUCCAUGGGUCUCUAAGGCUGUGUUUAUUUUCUUUAAAUUUUGUUGAUUUACUUUUAUACUCCAUUUGAUUUUUUCUAUCUCUCACCUUUUCUCAGACUCAGUCAUCCCACAGGUCUGUAAGGCUCUGUUCAUUUUCUUUAAACUUCUUUUUUUUUCUGUCCUCAGAUUGAAUAAAUUAUAUUGCUAUGUCUCUGUUUCUGAACUAUAGAAAAGCUCAAAAUUAUUAUUUUUAUUUCCCAUUUUUUAUAUGGCUAUUUUUUCUCUGCUGAUGUUUCACAUCUAUUCAUUUAUGAGACUAUUUUCCUUUGCCCUCAUGAGCGUGUUUAUAAUAGCUGCCUUCAAAUUCUUGUCUGCCGUUUACAUCUUGGACAUCUUGGAGAUGGCUACUGCCUGCUUUUUAUCUUGUGUAUUUAUUACAUUUUCACGUGUCUUCACGCAUCUCUUGAAUUGGAAAUUGUGCCCUGGAGACUGUAUACAAGACUGGAUUAAAAAGACUGGAUUCUG
This is a messenger RNA of Pan troglodytes (chimpanzee), 1800 nucleotides long. RefSeq names its product TP53-target gene 3 protein. The transcript has 3 exons. Bases 117 to 620 code for a protein of 167 amino acids. NCBI's taxonomy places the organism in Eukaryota, Metazoa, Chordata, Mammalia, Primates, Hominidae. The record is from RefSeq and is a predicted model, not a curated record.